AAUCGAAUAUUCGGUGGCAGGAGAAGGAGGAGGGCAAUAGGGCUCCUGAAACAAUCCAAGGAGAAUAGUUACAGUAGUGUAGUGUAGACAGAGGAAAAAAAUUGAUCAAUAAAUUUUGCAAGUUGUUUCCGCAUCGAAUCGCCGAGUGCCCGAGAAGAAAGAUAAUUUUUUGUUCGGAUUUCGCCGAAAACUUUGACAUGAAUUGUUGUUAGUUUAUUGGUGGAUACGAAGCAAACAGCAACCAACCAACUGACGGAGCGCAAAGUGAGACGGUGUGAGGCAAUAAACAAAUAAGAGUUGCUGCUGUUUCUACUUACUUACCUCGAAAGUGGAGUGUGAUGUACAUGGAUUCGUGCUAAUGAGUCAGUUAUUUCUGCUGCUGUGAUCACCAUCGGCUUCAUAACGCCUGCUCCUACUUAAUUUAUUAUUUUUUGUUACAUGUUUACGGACUGACACUGCACUGCACUGGGCUGCGCGGUCAGGCGGCAGUCAGCCAGUGGGCAGCAAUUAUCAGUCAAUGGAGCGUGCAGCGAUAAACGUGAUCGGUAUUGGAAUGACACUUGACGUUCCUUCAGUUAAACCCAAAACCAAAAUCAUCCAAGCAAGCCCGACCUUCUAAAUCUAAGAACCAUCCCUCUAUCAGCAUCAUCACAGUUGCCGAGGCUCAAACAUUGGUUUCCUAUCUACCUCCCCCCCCUCCGAUAAACGUGCGCCAUUUGUAUGGAUAAGCACAGCAGGUCCAAGCCGACACUCGAGGACUACAUCAUCGACAUGGAGACGCGGCCGCCCGACAGUGGCCAGAUCUCCGACAAGGACGUCUGGGCCCAGCUGCACCAGAAGGAGGCCGACCUGCUGCUGGCGGCCGAACUCGGCAAAGCGCUGCUGGAGAAAAACGAGGAACUGAAGAAGCAGCAGGAAAAGCUGAUCGAUGACUACUCGAUCAAGCUGGAGAAAUUGGAACAGGAGAAGUACAUCCUCAAGCGGCAGCUGGAAAUAACGUCGAGUGAGAACGAUGCCGUCAUCCUGGAGCUGCAGUCCGACAUCAAGCAGUUCAAGCAGAAGCUGGACGCCCAAGAGCAGAUCAUGCGGCAGAUGGAGCGGGAGAAGAACACACUCAUCGAAGAGCUGACUGCCCAAAAUACCCGCCUUUCGAAUGAGUUGAAAAAAUCCAAUGCCACCGAGCUGCAGCUGUCGGCACAGCUGCAGGAGAUCAAGGAGCAGUGCAAUCGGCGGACGCUUAGCAUACAGGAUCACGUUCACAGUUUAGAGAGUCUAAAGAACGAGCUUCGCCUUAUUUUGGAGAAAAAGAAUGAACUGGAAAAUCGGUUGCACAUGACUUCGAACGAGAAGGAGAACCUCACGGUUGCGCUGAACGAAGCGUCCGAGCGGAUACACAUCCUGGAGCGAAGUACCAAGGAACAGGACACCAAGUAUCAAAUGACAGUUCAGACGUUGGAUCGGUUAGAGCGCGAGAAUGGAACGCUUAGCGAACGGCUGGAGUCGUUUGAUUCGCAGCGGUCUCAUCACAGCGAUCCGAAUCACUCCUCACUGCUGCAGGAGAUGAUCGGUGAGGACGAAACGAUGAUGGUCGGUAGUGCACCGAACAAGGACGAAGCGACGAUGCUGUUGUUCAAGGAGGCACAGUCGGUUUACAAGCAGCUCAAAACUUUGUGUCAGACGUUGCGGAGCACGUACCAUGAUGAUGAUUCGGGUCUCCACUCGGACAUGUCCUUCUCAUCGCUGGACAAUACCUCCUCGUCGGCACCUCAAUCGGUCGAUGUUGGGCUCGGUAGUUCCACCGGUCCAUCGCCGAACCAGAGCAGUACGAUAGGACCACGAGGGUCGGAUAAGUUCACCCGUGGCAUGCUGUCCUCAGCGGCUGAUGAACUGGUCCACAUAAUCAUGAACAUGGACUCGAUGCAGUUCAAGACCAUGUUCGAGCAAACUCGCAGUUUGCUGAUCGAACAGGAGGAAGAGCUGAAGAGGAAAAACGAUCUAAUCAUGCAGCUGGAAAGCAAGGUCUCAGUGCAGGAGAUUGAACUGCAAAGUGCAAUCGAUGAGCGCAACCAGGCACGGGAUGAUGCCUCCCACUCGAGCCUAGCCCAGGACGAGACAGUGAUUCAAGCUCGCAAGGAUCGCGACGCGGCCGUCGAAAGGCGAACAAAGGCUGAAGUCGAACUGGCCAAGAACCGGGUCGAACUGAUGCAGGCCAACAGCCAAUUGCUGGAGGCGAUCCAGCAGAAGGUGGAACUCCUGCAACAGCUCGAACAGUGGCAGAUCGAUAUGCACGAGCUGAUCGAGGAGCAGAUGAAGAAUAAGCUAAACAAUGAAACUAGUACAAAACCGCAAACGCCUCAGCGAACGUCAUCGCAGCAGGCUAGUUCCUCUUCUGCGGGUUCGUCGGCUAGCACUCGAAAGAAUCGGCUACUAGAUCUGUUCUAUCACCGAUGAGUUGAGGAUGCGAAACUGCUAGAAGAAUAAAACACACACACACACAUACCUACACUUGCUGGACAGCUUAAUCUCGACCAGUCACAGGCUACUAGGAUGGCACACGCGUCUUUUGACGCGCCAAUUGAACGAUUCGCAUUGCAUUUAUGUUCGACGCUCUAACCUUUUGUAACUGUUUCCGAAUCGUUCGUCAGUUCAGUGCCGGCAUGGUAGUCUCAAGGCCUACUAUCGUAUGUGAUAAUACAGCUUACUGACAAACGUUUGGUUGUCAGCUCAUUUUUGUGCGGUCGGAAAAAAUAGUGGGACCUUGUGACAACAGUAUUUUUUGUAUAAAAGAAAAAGAAAAUUUACCCAAAUAUCGAACAGUUUUUAACAUAUUCUCCAUAACCAGCACUUACCAAUACACAUAUCCCGAUUCCCAUAAUCAUAUAUUAAAAAAAAGUAUCCAGAAGGGCUGCAUCUGCAGCAAAUAAGACGAAAUGUAAACACAAUUACCUAACUUAAUUGUAUAAUUUAUGUAACUGCUUCUUUUACUACCGAUGUACCCAAAAAUUUGAAAUGUGAGACAAACAAGGAAUCCUAAUAUCAAAGCGUACUUAAGUAAUCCAACGAUUAAUUUAAUUUUAGAGGACCUAACAAACCAACUAACAGCGUUCUUGUGCAUCGUCAGGAAAGUUGUGUCACGUUUAUUGGUUUUAAUUAUAUCUCUAAAUACUUAAGCGGAGUGUUGUGAUACGCGUUCUCGUUCGUUCAGCUAUAGGAAUCGGGAAGAUGAUUUUAGGAAACACUGGCUUCACUGGUUUGCUGAAAUUAUCGGUAAAAAUUGGAAUGCGAAAUAGACACUACUUAACGUGCGUGAUACUGAGAUGCCUUCUAGACAAUGUCGGAGAGUAAAGCGAAAAAAAAGAAACGUUGGAAUUGUUUUCCUACGAAGUUGGUAGUAGAAAUGUACAUAGGUUUGAUAUAUUGACAGCUGGAAGGAAUGGAGACGACGGUUUUUGAAAAUUGACGUUAUUUAUCAUUUAUCAAUGAAUAGUGAAAUGAAACACGUUAAAGCUGAAAUGAUGUGAAAUAAUAUAACCUGUAACUGUUGUAACUGGAAAGUGCGAAAAUGAUAGAAUAAAGUAAUAUGAUGAGAUUAAAA
This is a messenger RNA of Topomyia yanbarensis, 3595 nucleotides long. RefSeq names its product bicaudal D-related protein homolog. Bases 721 to 2451 code for a protein of 576 amino acids. The transcript has 5 exons. NCBI's taxonomy places the organism in Eukaryota, Metazoa, Arthropoda, Insecta, Diptera, Culicidae. The record is from RefSeq and is a predicted model, not a curated record.